Messenger RNA from Quercus lobata, 3442 nucleotides. Its product is annotated as transducin family protein / WD-40 repeat family protein. NCBI's taxonomy places the organism in Eukaryota, Viridiplantae, Streptophyta, Magnoliopsida, Fagales, Fagaceae. Gene Ontology annotation, molecular function: snoRNA binding; protein binding. Gene Ontology annotation, cellular component: Pwp2p-containing subcomplex of 90S preribosome; small-subunit processome. The transcript has 12 exons. The record is from RefSeq and is a predicted model, not a curated record. Gene Ontology annotation, biological process: maturation of SSU-rRNA. The coding region runs from base 98 to 2983 and encodes 961 amino acids.
GGUUAAACCCUUAAAACAAAACCUCGCAGCUUCAAAAGCCGAAAAACCAAAGCAAAACCAAACCCGCCAUAAACACAAAGAGCAAAAGAAGCAAGCAAUGGUGAAGGCGUACCUUCGGUACGAGCCGGCGGCGGCCUUCGGAGUCAUCGUCUCCGUCGAGUCCAACAUCACCUACGACAGCUCCGGCAAGCACCUCCUAGCUCCGGCGCUCGAAAAAGUCGGCGUCUGGCACAUCCGCCAAGGCGUCUGCACCAAAACCCUAGCCCCGUCGCCCGCCUCUCGUGGCCCCUCCCUCGCCGUCACCUCCAUUGCCUCUUCCACUUCUUCUCUGAUUGCAAGUGGGUACGCAGAUGGUAGUGUAAGAAUUUGGGAUAGCGAGAAAGGAACCUGUGAGACCACAUUAAAUGGACAUAAAGGGGCUGUGACUGCACUUCGAUACAAUAAGCUUGGAUCUUUGCUAGCAUCUGGAAGCAAGGAUAAUGAUAUAAUAUUAUGGGACGUGGUUGGUGAGACUGGCCUAUAUCGCCUUCGUGGGCAUCGUGACCAGGUUACUGACCUUGUUUUCUUAGAUUCUGGUAAAAAACUUGUUAGUUCCUCCAAAGACAAGUUCUUGAGAGUGUGGGAUCUUGAAACCCAGCACUGUAUGCAAAUAGUUAGUGGUCAUCAUAGUGAAAUAUGGUCCAUAGACAUAGAUCCAGAGGAAAGAUUUCUGGUCAGUGGGUCUGCAGACGUGGAACUUCGAUUUUACACAAUUAAGCGUGGCUUGGUGGAUGGACAACCUGUAUCUACUAUAAAGGGUGCUGAAAAUGUGAAUAAUGGAGAUUCAACCACUCAAAACAAAUGGGAGGUUUUGAAGCAUUUUGGUGAAAUUCAGCGACAAAGCAAGGAUAGAGUCUCAACUGUUGCAUUUAACAAAUCAGGGAAUUUGCUUGCUUGCCAAGUUGCAGGAAAGACAGUAGAGAUAUUCCGCAUAUUGGAUGAGGCUAAAGCAAAGCAUAAAGCAAAACGUAGGCUUAAUCGGAAGAAAGAAAAAAAAUCUGCAAAAGGGGAAGCUGAGGUUAUGGAAAAUGGAGAUACAAAUCAUGGUACUGGAGAGGAAGGAAAUGCCCUCUUGGUUACAGCUCCUGAUGUUUUUAAGCUUCUUCAUACUGUUCGUGCAAGCAAAAAAAUAUGUUCUAUUUCUUUCUGUCCAAUUACUCCAAAGAAUUUGCUGGCUACUUUAGCAUUAUCUUUGAACAACAAUAUGUUGGAAUUUUAUUCCAUAGAAAACAGUGGCACCACAAAAACACUUGCUAUUGAGCUCCAAGGACACCGUUCUGAUGUCAGAAGCGUAACACUUAGUUCAGACAACUCUCUUUUGAUGUCAACUAGUCACAAUGCAGUAAAGAUUUGGAACCCAAGCACUGGUUCUUGCCUUCGUACUAUUGAUUCUGGGUAUGGACUGUGUGGUUUAAUAAUUCCUGAUAACAAGUAUGCACGUGUUGAAACUAAAGGUGGAUAUGCACUUGUUGGAACUAAAGAUGGAACUCUGGAAAUUAUUGAUAUUGGGAGUGGCACUUGCCUUGAAGUAGUAGAAGCUCAUGGUGGCUCUGUACGGUCAAUUGCGGCCAUUCCAAAUGAAAAUAGUUUUGUCACAGGAAGUGCAGAUCAUGAUGUGAAGUUCUGGGAAUACGAAGUUAAACAAAAAUCUGGUCAAGGAACUAAGUGCCUCACAGUUUCAAAUGUGAGGACAAUGAAGAUGAAUGAUGAUGUUCUUGUGGUUGCAGUAAGCCCUGAUGCUAAAUAUAUUGCAGUUGCACUGUUGGAUUGUACAGUGAAGGUUUUCUUUGCAGAUUCACUCAAAUUUUUUCUUUCCUUAUAUGGUCACAAGUUACCUGUGCUAUGUAUGGCUAUUUCAUCUGAUGGAGAUCUUAUUGUUACUGGCUCUGCGGACAAAAAUUUGAAGAUUUGGGGUUUAGAUUUUGGUGACUGUCAUAAAUCUAUUUUUGCUCAUGCUGAUAGUGUUAUGGCAGUGCAAUUUGUGCACAAUACUCAUUACAUGUUUAGUGUUGGGAAAGAUCGCCUAGUAAAAUACUGGGAUGCUGAUAAAUUUGAGUUGCUUUUAACUCUUGAGGGACAUCAUGCGGAUGUUUGGUGUCUUGCAAUCAGCAACCGUGGUGAUUUCAUUGUCACAGGUUCUCAUGAUCGAUCCAUACGUCGUUGGGAUCGUACCGAAGAACCAUUUUUCAUUGAGGAAGAGAAGGAAAAGAGGUUGGAAGAGAUGUUCGAGUCUGACCUUGACAAUGCAUUUGAAAACAGAUAUGUACCCAAGGAAGAAGUCCCGGAGGAGGGAGCUGUGGCCUUAGCAGGGAAGAAGACUCAGGAAACUGUUACAGCAACCGACUUAAUUAUUGAUGCACUAGAUAUAGCAGAGGUAGAACUAAAUCGUAUUGCUGAACAUCAGGAGGAGAAAACCAGGGGAAAAGCUGCUGAGUUCCAACCAAAUGCUAUUAUGCUUGGGCUCUCACCGUCUGAUUAUGUUCUCCGUGCACUUUCUAAUGUUAACACUAAUGAUCUGGAGCAGACAUUACUGGCUUUACCAUUCCCCGAUGCCUUAAAGAUUAUGUCUUACUUGAAGGAUUGGACUUCAAAUCCUGAUAAGGUUGAGCUUGUUUGCAGGAUUGCUACAGUGCUAUUACAGACGCAUCAUCAUCAGUUGGUUACUACCCCAGCUGCCAGGCCCAUGUUGACAGUUCUUAAGGACAUUCUUUAUGCAAGAAUAAAGGCAUGCAAAGAUACACUUGGUUUCAACCUUGCAGCUAUGGAUCAUCUCAAGCAACUGAUGGCUUCAAGGUCCGAUGCAUUGUUUCGAGAUGCAAAGUCAAAGUUAUUAGAGAUCCGUGCACAACAUUCAAAACGUUUAGAUGCAAGGUUGGAGACAAGAGAAGAAAAAAGAAAAAAGAAGAAACAAAAGAAAUCAAGUGAUGGACAUGCUUGGACAUGAUUUUGGGUCAACACAUUGUUCCAGAUACUUUUAGAGCGGAAUAUCAUCCUUAAGGGAAACUAUGACUUUGUCAAAGCAGCAUGGAAUCGAAGGUUUUCUUGAUCUGCAUUUUAUACGACAAAUGGGGAAAGAAAACUUUACCAGGCAUGUCUGAGUUCAAGCAAAACUGUAAGUUUCCAAUAGCAAAGCUGCAUUGUUUUACAGCGCGAUAAGCUAUAUCGACAACAAAUGUAAGAGGUCUGAAAUGAAAAAAAAAUAAAAUAAAAAGAAAAAAGAAAAAGAUCAAAGCUAGAGGAUGUAACCUGUAAUUUUUUUUAAAAAACAAAAAAGUAUGUGUCAUAUUGAUAUGCGCAUGCCGCUGAAAAUGUAAACAUAUGAUGUGGGUUUUAUAUUUAACUUUCCAAAAUUUUGAAAAAUUAUGUUGUGUGAUCAAGCUUGAAAAAAGUAUUGAAGCUGUGA